GCUUCCAACGCCAGCUGGUUCCUGGAGAAGAAGAACGUGAUGUCCAUGUGCAAGACCACGGUGGCCCCCUCCGCAGACGGCAGCCUGAACCUCACCUCCACCUUCCUCCGGAAGAACCAGUGUGAGACCCGGGCCAUGCAGCUGCAGCCCACCGAGCGCCCGGGCCGGUACAACUACCACAGUCCCCACUGGGGCAGCAUCCACUCCAUGUCCGUGGUGGAGACCAACUACGACGAGUAUGCCGUGCUGUACACCCAGGGCAUCCAGGGCCCCCACCAGGACUUCCGCAUGGCCAGCCUCUACAGCCGCACCAAGACCCUAAAGGACAAGCUGAAGGAGGACUUUGCUGCCUUUUGCAAGUCCCAGGGCUUCACAGAGGACAGCAUUGUCUUCCUGCCCGAGCCCGCAGAUAAGUGCAUCAAUGAGCCCGAGUAGAAGAGGGAAGUCCUGCACAGGGCCAGCUCCGCUAGGUGACCCGGUCAUCAGGACUCUGCCGCUCCGCCCCUCCCUCCAGACCCCAGGCCCCCGGUGCCUCCGCCCCUGCAGCUGUGACCCUGGCUCUGAGGAAUAAACUUUGAAGCAAGUCA
Perognathus longimembris pacificus (Pacific pocket mouse) is the source of this 587-nucleotide messenger RNA. Its product is annotated as prostaglandin-H2 D-isomerase-like. The transcript has 6 exons. Bases 40 to 435 code for a protein of 131 amino acids. Lineage: Eukaryota; Metazoa; Chordata; Mammalia; Rodentia; Heteromyidae. Gene Ontology annotation, molecular function: small molecule binding. The record is from RefSeq and is a predicted model, not a curated record.